AUGGCUCCACCAGUGCACAAGUGGGCUUUAUCCCGGGAAGAGGAACAGAGUGGUAAGACAUCGAUCUGUGCCUACCUGGGCCUGGUAGGAGGCGACGAUUCUGUCUCGACCUGUACGAGGAGGUGCCUCCUACGAACCUCCAGCUCUCUCCUGCAGCAGAGAGUCUGGAGAGCCGAAAUCGAAUUGGAGAGCCGAAAGCGAAUCAUCGACAUGCGGCCUCUCUUCCCUUACGGCGGUUCCGAACCUCCCUCCUCCUUCUUGCUCGAACACUACGCCAACUACGGUCUAUACCUGACGGGCAUACCGACUGAAAACACCUUAAGAGGAUUUGCGAUAGAAGGGGAACGGGUGUGA
Messenger RNA from Drepanopeziza brunnea f. sp. 'multigermtubi' MB_m1, 354 nucleotides. Lineage: Eukaryota; Fungi; Ascomycota; Leotiomycetes; Helotiales; Drepanopezizaceae. The record is from RefSeq and is a predicted model, not a curated record.